UCAGAAUCAGACGCUGUAACGUCUGAAACUGUAAAAAGAGGCUCAAUCACUCAUUUGUCAAGCUUUGUGUGUGUUUAUGUGUGGUGACAUACCUGAGCAUUAAAUCCUCGGGCUCUAAUCGCCUGAAGGGAAGAAUUGAACCUAGUCUUAUUCAAAUUAACCCCCACCACGCACACACACACAUAGACAUGCAUGUAUGCGAAUGACAGCACAGGAGCCAAUCAGCUUGCUCGUGGGGCGGGGCAACAGACUAUAAGUUUCUCAGGUGAGCAGCAGCAGGUGUACAGAGCAGGACAGGUGCAGGACAGGGCAACACCACCUGUGUGUAGCAGCUACAAACACACACACACAUUUAUACAUAAACACACACACACUUCUUGGAAGUGAGCAGAGGGCGCCUCCACAGACGGAUGUUCGUAUCGAAAGACAGGAAAGUGAAGAAAGAAACAAAGAUGGCGUCCUUCGUCCCAGAGCAGGGUCUGUCCCCACCUCUGUGUGGACAUCCUCAUCCUCAGCAGGAGCUUCCGUCUCUGGGCCUCGACUCAUCUGACUUCAGCCUGUACAGCCCUCCAGCUCCUCCUGAGCCCAACAUGUCUGCGGCACCGUGGAUCCCGCCUUCCAGCAACCACAGCGACCCCUAUCGGUGCAGCCCAGACGUAGGCCACAUUCCUGGGAUCGCUGCCGCCGCAGGAGCCCCACUGGGACUCUCACCAGUGUUUGGAGGCUUCUUCCCUCAUCUCUACAAUGGCCCCUGGUUCUCCAUGUGCAUGCCGGAUGACGUGCUGCGCCUGGUCCGCCCACCGUACUCCUACUCUGCCCUCAUCGCCAUGGCGAUACAGAGCGCGCCAGAUCAGCGGUUAACGCUCAGCCAGAUCUACCAGUAUGUCUCCGACAAUUUCCCCUUCUACAGCCGCAACAAGGCCGGCUGGCAGAACUCCAUCCGACACAACCUGUCACUCAACGACUGUUUCCGGAAGGUUCCCCGCGAUGAGAACGACCCAGGUAAAGGAAACUAUUGGACUCUCGACCCAAACUGUGAGAAGAUGUUUGACAACGGAAACUUCCGCCGCAAGAGGAAGAGAAAGGGAGAUAACGUAACCGUUGGAAAGAAACAAUCCUCCUCAUCCUCCUCUUCCUCUGACUCCUCUUCCUCUGACUCCUCCACAUCAGAGCCCAGCCCUAAAAUUCCCAGCAUACACUGCAGCGAUGAAAACAGUGAGCUCCCCGUUGUCUCAGACACCCCCCCUGACCUCAGCAGCUACCUGUGUCAUCUUCAGGAUUCAUUCCUCCCCCCUCCUCCUCCUCCACAUCACACUGGCUCCCCCUCACUGUACAUGCAGGUACCGGACCACACCUCUCACCACCCUCAGGGAUACGUCUCCUCUUACUCACCCGGCGCUGUGGUGCCUCAGUGGGACACCUGCAGCUCAUCACCUCCCUUCUAUUCCACCCAGUCAACAACCCCACACUUCUCCUUCGAAGACCCUCAUGCUGGCUCGCCGCCACACUAUGUCGACCUGCAAACGGCGCCUUGUCUUCUGCCAGACCUCCAAGAGGCCCAGCAGCUGCAGCAGCUUCAAGCUCAGUGUGAGCCUCUCUUUUCUGGGGGGUUUGCUGACGCUCUGCCCCUUGAUCCUCUGGUUCUCCAGCAGUGAGACCUCCAGAGAAUGUCAUGUGUUUACACUGUAUUUUAACAAUUGUAAAAUAUCUUCAGGUGGAUGUUUGCUUUGAAUUCAAGUGUGUGAAUGUUUGUAUUUAUCUUUUUUUGUUUGUUUUAUAUUAUAUGGUAAAAAAAAAGGGGUGAAUGUU
Larimichthys crocea (large yellow croaker) is the source of this 1809-nucleotide messenger RNA. RefSeq names its product forkhead box I3a (gene foxi3a). Gene Ontology annotation, biological process: cell differentiation; regulation of transcription by RNA polymerase II; anatomical structure morphogenesis. Gene Ontology annotation, molecular function: DNA-binding transcription factor activity, RNA polymerase II-specific; RNA polymerase II cis-regulatory region sequence-specific DNA binding. Bases 411 to 1655 code for a protein of 414 amino acids. The record is from RefSeq and is a predicted model, not a curated record. The transcript is spliced from 2 exons. Lineage: Eukaryota; Metazoa; Chordata; Actinopteri; Sciaenidae.